AUGCCAGUUUUCUAUAAGGUGGAUCCAUCGGAUGUCAGGCAUCAGAGUAAUAAUUAUGCCAAGGCAUUUAAGAAACACGAAAAACGUUUCAAGGAGAAAGUGAAGACUUGGAAGGCUGCUCUCACAGAAGCUUCCAAUAUAUCAGGGUGGGAUCAAUUAAAUAUUGCAGAUGGGCAUGAGGCGGAGCUUAUGAAGAAAAUUGUUGAUGAAGUGUUGAAAAUAGUGAAUCAGACAUGCUUGCAAGUUGCAGAACAUCCAAUUGGGUUAAACUCCUACAUUGAGCCCAUAAGUCAUCUGCUAAAUGAUGGUGGAUUGAAUGUUGUUCGCAUCGUAGGGAUAUAUGGCCCAGGUGGAAUAGGUAAGACAACUAUUGCAAAUGCCAUUUUUAACGACAUGUUUAGGAAUUUUGAAGGUAGCAGCUUUCUUGCUAAUGUUAGAGAGGUUUCAAGUGAAUAUAACGGAGUAGCUCUCUUACAAAAACAACUUCUCUCUUAUGUCUAAAAGAGAAAAGUCGAAGACAUACACAAUGAGGACCAAGGAAUCAUUAUUAUCAAAGAACGUCUGUAUUGUAAAAGAGUUCUUAUUGUUCUUGAUGAUGUGGAUAAAAUGGAACAAUUCUAUAAAUUGGUUGGAAGGCAUGGUUGGUUUUUUCCGGGAAGUCAAAUCAUCCUAGCAACUAGAGACAAGCAUUUGCUAGAUAAGCUAGAGGCAGAUAGAAUACAUAUGGUCGAGACAAUGAAUCAAUAUGAAUCUCUUCAACUUUUCAGUCGCCAUGUCUUUCAACAAAACCAUCCAUUGGAAGGCUAU
Macadamia integrifolia is the source of this 807-nucleotide messenger RNA. Its product is annotated as disease resistance protein RUN1-like. Bases 1 to 501 code for a protein of 166 amino acids. Gene Ontology annotation, biological process: signal transduction; defense response. NCBI's taxonomy places the organism in Eukaryota, Viridiplantae, Streptophyta, Magnoliopsida, Proteales, Proteaceae. The record is from RefSeq and is a predicted model, not a curated record. Gene Ontology annotation, molecular function: ADP binding. The transcript has 2 exons.